CAGGGGGGCGGGGCGGAAGCCGCAUCUUAAGCUCGUGACGCGUCGCGGUCUCGGCUCCAGCGCAGUCGACGCCGCGUGUCCCGGGCCGACCCUUGAGGCGCAGACAGGUCGGUGAUAUUCCUGCUUGAAGAACACGAUGUUUUCCAAACUAGCGCACUUCCAGACUGUUGCUGUGCUUCGCCGAGGAGUUCACUCUUCAGUGGCUUCUGCUACAUCUGUUGCGACUAAAAAAACAGUCCAAGGCCCUCUAUCCUCUGAUUACAUUUUUGAACGGGAAUCUAAGUAUGGGGCACACAACUACUAUCCUUUACCUGUAGCCCUGGAGCGAGGAAAAGGUAUUUACGUAUGGGAUGUAGAAGGGAGAAAAUAUUUUGACUUCCUGAGUGCUUACAGUGCUGUCAACCAGGGGCAUUGUCAUCCAAAGAUUGUGAAUGCCCUGAAAAGUCAAGCAGAAAAGCUGACCUUAACAUCUAGGGCUUUCUACAAUAAUGUACUCGGUGAAUAUGAAGAGUAUAUUACUAAACUUUUCAACUACCACAAAGUUCUUCCUAUGAAUACAGGAGUGGAGGCUGGAGAGACGGCUUGCAAACUUGCUCGUAAAUGGGGAUAUACUGUUAAGGGUAUUCCGAAAUACAAAGCAAAGAUUGUUUUUGCAGCUGGAAACUUUUGGGGUAGGACUAUAUCUGCUAUCUCCAGUUCUACAGACCCAACCAGUUAUGAUGGUUUUGGACCAUUUCUGCCCGGUUUCGAAAUCAUUCCGUAUAAUGAUCUGCCUGCUCUGGAGCGUGCUCUGCAGGAUCCAAACGUUGCUGCGUUCAUGGUAGAACCAAUUCAGGGUGAAGCGGGCGUUAUUGUUCCGGAUCCAGGCUACCUGAUGGGCGUGCGAGAACUGUGCACCCAGCACAAGAAUGAACUCAUGAAGUUACCUUCUGAUAUUGUGACUGCUGUAAGAGGAAAAGGAUUAUUAAAUGCUGUUGUUAUUAGAGAAACCAAAGAUUGUGAUGCUUGGAAGGUGUGUCUGCGACUUCGAGAUAAUGGACUUCUGGCCAAGCCAACCCAUGGCGACAUCAUCAGAUUUGCACCUCCACUUGUGAUCAAGGAGGACGAGAUUCUGGAGGCUGUGGAAAUCAUUAACAAGACCAUCUUGUCUUUCUGAGAGUGGUGACUAUUUGCAGCCAGGCCUGGGAGCCAGCUGGAGACAGGCAGCUCCUUGCUGUCCUAUAAAAGCCUCUGCGUUUCUGCGCUUAACGCAGGCACAUUCCACCCCCUGUGUCUUCAAGGACUUUUAAAAAAAAAUAUAUGUAUUUUUUAGUUUAUACAUAACAGAAUGACAUAAUCGUGCAUGCAAUUCACUAUGUAACAACUGUAAGAAUAGAAUGGCAUCUGUAUUGUGUGUGUGUGUGUGUGUGUGUGUGUGUGUGUGUGUGUGUGUGCGUGCGUGCGCGCGCGCGCUUUCUAAGGUGAAGUGCAUCCAUCUGCCGCCUUUGGAUCAAGCCCCAUAUAGUUUAUAUGCAUUUUAUAAUUUCCUUGCUGGUGUAAAUGUUUCAUAUUUGAAAAAGUUAUAUGGGUUUUACACAGAAGACUUGUUUAACUUUAUGAAGUUGAAUCAUAAUCACUGAAUGUUAGGAUUAAUGGUUAAGCUUAUAUAAAAUACUAGAUUUAAAUAAAUUCAUAUUGGCCAACACCAGGAUGUAGUCCGUGAGUGUCAUUAUUUUGAAUUAAGAAUUAAUGUUUAACAUUACCAAAUUAUGUUUUAAGUGUUGAUACAAUUUGUAAAAAAUAUUUAUUUUCAGUUUUUCUUUAAAUUUAAAAUAAAGCUUAUAUUUAAAAUGUC
Molecule: messenger RNA, 1834 nt
Organism: Hipposideros armiger (great roundleaf bat)
Lineage: Eukaryota; Metazoa; Chordata; Mammalia; Chiroptera; Hipposideridae
Gene: OAT
Product: ornithine aminotransferase
Exons: 8
Coding region: 137-1156 (339 amino acids)
Cellular component (GO): cytoplasm
Molecular function (GO): identical protein binding; L-ornithine transaminase activity; pyridoxal phosphate binding
Source: RefSeq, a predicted model, not a curated record